Molecule: messenger RNA, 15924 nt
Organism: Podarcis lilfordi (Lilford's wall lizard)
Lineage: Eukaryota; Metazoa; Chordata; Lepidosauria; Squamata; Lacertidae
Source: the annotation of a GenBank genome assembly
AUGAUGGGUAAGUAAAUCUCCACAGAUUUUCCCUUUGUCCAUGUCCUUACAUGGUGAAACCAAAGCCGCCCCCUUAUUAAGGGAAGCUUGCAUUCAGAAGUGCAUUUCAGUUAAUUUACCACCACAAUCCAACGGGCAGUAGGUUACAUGACAUUAUUUGGAACUGUUAAUGUUAUACUGUUAUUGGUUAUACUAGCAAGAUGGAACUUCCAUGUGCAGCAGCUUAAAUUUAUUUUAUGAAAUAAAUUGUAUGAAAUAAACAGCUAGAGAGCUGCUGCCAGACAGUAUAUACAAAAGCUAGACGCACCAAUGGCCCGAUUCUAUAGGAGACAGCUUCCUAUGUCAAGCCAAUUCCUGUUUAAAUUAUUCACAAUCAAUAGAUAAAAUAAUUGAUUUCCACCUUUCCUGUCUUCCCACUUGCUCAGCACAGGGCCUGUGGCUCAUUCCACCAGCAACCCAGUGGGGAAUUUUGAGGAAUGUUAGGCUGAGAGCAACUGCCCCAGGGGCACUUGGGGAGAGUUUGGUAGCCGAGUGUGGAUUUGAAGCUGGGCUCUGCAGCUGCCUGUGUCCUACGGCAAAUGCAGUACAAGAGGGGUUGGUUGUUUCAACUGAUGGACUCCUCCAGAUGACUUGUUCAUUGAGCAUUUGUCCCGAUAUGCUUGCACGAAGCAUGCGGGAAGGUUUUACCCAUGGAGGCUGGCCCAUUAGGGCAAUUGGGGCACUGCCCCACCAACCUCGGCCUGCCCUCAGCCAAUCCACACCAACCUGCCUUGUCACUUACAACCACCAGUCAAGAGAGUUCUGCUGCAGGCCAGCUUCCUCCUGCUUGGUCUCCGGGUUGCUACGUACAACUCAGGAGGGCAGAGGAUGGAUAGAAUUAGAUGACUGUCCCUCACAUUAGCUCUGCCUACUAUUGGUCUCUCUGCCUUCUGUCCUUCCAGUCCCAAUGGGCGUAUCUGGUCUUUAUUGAGUUAUUAUCAUUUGGGUUUGUGCACAUGGAGAUUACUCAUUUUCCUAUCUAUCAAUUGUUGUCCCACACUUUCGGAUGCAUUUCUCCAUUACUUUCCUAACUGAGAAAAGUCCACCUGCUUCUUUUUUUAAAAAAAAUGGAUUUGUUAUGCCAGAGCCAUUUAAUCUACUUUAAUUGUGCAAACCCAAAUGGUAUGUGAUUGAAUCCUCCCACCCCAAAAUAGUGACAGUCUGGAGGUGACCCAUUUUUGCAUAAAUGUGUUAAGAAGGGGUUAGCAAGGUGGCUAUGAGGAAUGCCCUCCCCCAUUUUUAAAAAAACCAAUCCAGAGAAAUGUCACUAGUCCAAACUUUUUAUUUUCCUCGAACCUCCCUGUUGUUUAGCAGGGGGCUAAACAUCAGCCUCAUAAUUUCACUCUAAGUGAAACUUGGGAGCCUUUUAUGGAUGUACAGACUAAACCCCACCUUUAACGAUGUUACUGAAAUCCUUUUGGCCUUUCGUAUGUUUCAUCCAAGCAAGAAUAUCUGUAUCUGCUUUAGAAUUUCGCUUUAGGCAAAAUUUGGCUGUUGGCUCUAAUAAGCAGGACACGACAUUCAAGGAAUCUCACCUCCCUUUGUAUUUCAAAGUGAUGGCUUCAUAUUAGAUGCGCCAGGUUAGUCAAUGGAAAUUAACCCGCUCUCUGUUCUGAAAGAUUUGAAUGGGCCUGUUGGGCCAGAGUGCCUUCUAGUGGUGGCAGUAACACUCUGCUUUCCUUCUCAAUGAAUGGAGUUGGUUCCUUUAUGUAGCAAUUGCCAUUCAUAAGUGUUUGGAACUUCAGUGGUCACCUAUAUAAAUUCCAAAAUCUGUUUUCAGGGCUGUGUUUCACCUUUGAAACAGAUGAAAUCAUAAGAACAACAAGAGUACCUCUGAUUAUGUGCAGAGUGCAUUUCCUCAUUGGCACCUCCAUUAUACAUCUUUAGGCACCAGGCAAAAAUGUUCCUCUUCAAUCAGCCCUUGGGCUGAUUAACAGUCUAUGCCCUUUAAAACGUAUUUAUUGGAUGGGGGGGGGGUUGUUGGUUUGCUUUGUUUUUGUUCUUGUUUCUAUUAUGUUCUCUGUGGUUUUAUUUUGUAUUUUGAUGCUGUGAACUGCCCGAGAUCUUUGAGUGAACAGCGGUUUACAAAUUUAAUUAAUUAAUUAAUAAUUGGUCAUGUUGACUGACCUGACAGGAGCUGCAGUCCAAUGACAUCCGGAGUACCACAGUCUUCCCACCCUUGAUUUAGCCCAGUGCUGUCUACUCUGACUGGCAGUGACUAUCCAGGGUCUCAAGCAGAAUGUCACUUGCUAUCAGGUCCUUCUAAUUGGAGAUGAUAGGAGCUGAGCCAGAGACCUUAUGCAUGCAUAGCAAGUGCUGUGCCAUUGAGCUGUGUACACAACGCUAUUAUAGCACCUUGUACUGAAUGUCCAAUAUAACUGGCUACCUGCUUCCCAGGUCUCUCUCUUCUCCCUCCUCAUUUCUUACCAAGUCUUGGGACUGAACUGCAACUGAGCUGUGAUCCUAGUGCAUCACACUCACUUUCCCAUUAUUUGGACCAAGGGACACAGGCCUUUCCAUUCUUCCUUUGAGUGUCUUUGUGUAUGUGUGUGUGAGAGAGAAAGAGUUGGGUGGGGGAGAGUCAAGAAACUCCAUUUUCAUGCCCACCAAACAUGCUUGCCAAGUCACACACAGGUUCGGCUGCUUUCAAGAGAUUUGCAGAGCAUAGUCCAUCAAAGCAAACGUACAAAGAGUGCUGCCUUAAACUAGAUAUAACCAAUUCCCAAACUAUGGGAAGGUAUAAAACUGAAAUGGCAAAUAUCUCCCUGGGCAUGCUGCUUAUAAUCUAAACCAAUUUUUAUUUAUCUGCUUGUGAGUUCCAUUUGGCAGCCCCCCCCCCAUGAUACGUGAGCAGACUCAACAGAAAUGUGAAUAUAUACAUAAGAACGAACUGCGGAAUAUUUUUCAUGGACUGCAAAGAUCACUGGAGACAUUACCUGCUUGCUGUUUGAUUCUGCAAGGUUGCUUGAUUCACUGUUCUGCAUGCCAGGUGCCGGCAAGUCACCACCCACUUGCAGUGAGCCCCAGUUCUGUGCAAGGCAGAUGUCAGAAAAGGCAGGUGGUGCAACUGGAUAUAUGGGAAACUGGAACAUAUAGCCAUGAAGCCAUUUAUGCAUAUAGCCAUUUAUGAUGGGAGAGUGAAUGGGGCGCCUUCACCAGCCACCACUAUGCAAAUAUUGCAGAAGCCCUCCAGAAGCCCAAUUCGCUUCCUCAAACUGGCUUUUGAAUUCCUGCAGAAUAAAGUAACUAAGUAAAAGAGAGUUCAUCAGGUGUGGACUUUGGCAAUUAAAUAUGGCACCUUGUGCAAGGGCAAAAUUUGGCACUCACAAAUGGAUAGUCUCAAUUAUGGAUCUUCUGUUUUCAAUUUUGACCCGCCUCAGCUCAGUGCCCUCUGUGGGCGCCCACAUUGCCCAAAAGCUGGCACUGGAUAGAGAGACAGAUACCCCAACAGAGCAAGGAGCAGGGCAAAGGCCCCCCUGCCCUUAAACUUUUAGCUGUCACUCCUAGAGAGCAGAAGAAGUAAAAUUCUUUCCAGGCAUGUGCGAGACUUGCUGUUCAAUUAUUCCCCGUUUAUUCCUUUCGUCAGCGCCUGCCUCCCUUUUCAAUAUGCCAUAUAAUUUGCUAAUAAUAAUAAUUACAGUGAUCGCUGGCCCAGAGUGCAAAGAGGUAAUCAACUCCUUAAGCCCUGACUGUGCACUACUAAAGAAAGGGAAUGCAAAAAAAAGAAAAGAAAAAAAGAGCUACUCAGCCCGUCAUUAUUCAGCCUAGCCAAUCUAGGGUUCUUUGUUCACCUCCCUAUGAUGCAAUCCCAAUGAAGGUUUCUGAUAUACUGGAGGACCAUGAUGGAAUAUCCUGAGGGAAGCCCAGCAAAUCUGGGUCAGAUUACUUUAGCAGCUCUAUGCCAGUUUAGUGCCCUUCAGUUGUUUUGGGCUGCAGCACCUAUCAGCCAAACCUCCAGAGGACACCAGGAUAGUGGAGGAACAGCCAACAUGGUGCCCUCCAGAUGUUGUGGACUGCAACGCCCGCAAUUCCUGACUGCUGGCUAUGCUGGCUGGGGCAGGUGAGAACUGUAGUUGAAAACAUCUGGAGGGAACCCCCAUAUUGGCUACCCCUGUUCUACACCAUUGCCAUUACAGGAAGGUGGGAUAUCAAUAUGAUAAACAAAUCCUUGCCUCCCAUCCCCCCAGGAUUCAAAAAUGGUGGCCCUGCCAAUAAGGAGUCCCUACCCCGUAUUGUAUCUGAUUGCUCUACCAACAUUUCCCAGGAUGCUUUGGGCCACUGUCAUACAACAAAACACAGAGCUAGGUGGACUGUUUGUCUGGCACAGCAUGGCAAAUCCCUCCUGUUUUGAUUACUCCUACCUACAGAACCAGAUCAGCCUUUGCCAACCUGGUGCCCUCCAUGUUUUGGAGAAUGACUCCCAUUAGCCGGCAAAGCUGUGAGCUCCCAAAUUAUCUUUGUUUUUUCUCCUGGACUCUGCACAGAAUGCAUCUUAUUUGGCCUGUGGGGGAACAGAAAUAGAAUUUGCUUUAGUUAUGUGGAACAAACACCACCUGUGACUAGAGAUGGGGACAUUUUCAGUUUCUGUUUAUCUCUGUUUCUCAUUUUUCCAUCUUAAGUUCAGUUCUACAUCAAUUUGCCAUUUUUUUAAAAAAAAAAUCCUCAUGAAAGAAUUAACCAGCAUUUUAGCUCACAUUUCUCUUAAUAAGCACCCAUCUGUAUGCAGUUUUGUCUAAUAUAUUGUUAUGAUUCUUUUAAUAAUCUCUACAUUCACUGAAUGGUUAGAAUUCAAGCAAACUCAUAAAUUCAGAGUGUCGGCUUGCUGGGGGUGGGUGCUGAAGAAACAAAAGGCUGGUAAUGGCCUGGUUUGUUUGAUAAUGGUAAGCCAUCUGCAAAACAUCAGACCCUCUGCCCAGUAGCUUUUUGGGGUAGGUUAACCACAGGCAUGAUGUAAGCAACAGGAAAGAGACAAUGCCCUUUGCAAUGAGAAACAGAGAAACAGAGGCGGUCAGGGUGACGGGGGAGGAGGGGCUGGAUGCUGGAAGCGGAAGGGGAGGAGUUGCUUUCUGCAGGGGCUGCUGGGAAGAAGGGGGAGGUGGGCAGAACUCCAUGUGGGACUGAAGGGCAGCAGCCAGAGAUACAGAGGGGUGGCAUUUAGGAUGCUUCUAGAUCCAUUGUUGCACUGCUGGGAAGAACAAGCUCCUCUUAGGAUGCAACUGCCGUGAACUCUCUCUCUGUAAAACUCAGGUGUAAAUAGAGGUAAAUAAACCAUAUGUCAUAAAGACACUAGGCUCAGUCAUACCUCAUUCCAAAGGACACCAAGACCCUGGAAUCUCGCAUCGCUCAACAGAGAUUGGGCAGAGAGUGUACAUAAUCUGCAAUGCAAUUUUGCCUGAAACAAUGCAUUUUUGUAUGUUAUUUUCAAUAAUAUUUUACCCCAGUAUUUUAAUGUUUGGACACAUUGUUGGCUGCAGAAUUUUGUUACAAAAUACAGAUAAGUGCCAAGUUUCGAAAGGUGGCGCUGUUUCGGUUCUGUAUUGUUUUGGAAAGUGCAAAUCUAGCUAGGUUUGCCCUGAAAUACAAAUUUAAUUGAAAUUCUCCCCUCUCUCUAACUAUUUUCAUAAUAGCCUGCCGAUCUUCUCAGGUCAAGUGUCGUAUGACAAAGCAAGGAGCAUGCUGACCCCAUGUGGUGUAGUGGUUAGCGUGUUGGACUAAGACCAGGGAGACCAGGGUUCGAGCCCCUCCUCAGCCAGAAAGUUUGGACCAGAAUUCCCAUCAGGCCUAGGCAGUCCCUGGAUAGGACUGAUGGGAGCUAUAGUCAAAAAAUCAUGGAUAGCUGACAUGAGUAUGAAGGCACACAUGCCUACCCAAAGCCAGCAUCACUCUCCCUUGCAAACAAGACAACAUAAAGCAUUGCUGUGUACCAUUCUGUGACUUGCUGUUAGCGAUAAAAUGAAGCCUGAAAGACGGGAACAGUUUCCUUCCAUUUCCAGUGCCAUGUUAUUAAGAGUUGUACAAGGUUCCUGCAUUAAAAAAAGGAGGGGGAGGGAAGGUGGAAUUGGGCUUAAUCCCAGGAGAAAGGGGAGCUUCCUGCACUGCAUCCCAUCUUGUCAGUGGAUGGAGGGGCUCUCACCCUCCAGAAAAGGCAGGGACUGAGUGAGAUCCUUUUCUUAAAUCCUGGGGAUCCACUGCUGGUCAACAAUACUGGGCUAGAUGGACUAAUGCUAUAAGACAGCAUCCAAGAUAUCUUUCACUUGACACUGCAGCUUUUUCAGGUCUGACAAAACCAGAUACAUCUUUAUGUUAUUCAUUUCCAAAAGAUGGGAUGAUGGCUGCCUAGUGCCAACGUGUGCUGGUGUUUUUUUAAGUGGACCUAUGAGCUUUUAUGGUGGCUAAUAGACUUAUACUGUAUUUUGAGCCUGGAAAGAUAAAUGCCCAUCAUCCAGGGGUUUUUCCCCCAGCCGGAACUUCUCAGGUGGGUGCCAUUUCCAUGAUAAGAGAACAAGGGAGUUCUGGCACCUCUUUAUCUAGAAAAAUAGCACUGCCACGAUCUAUUAUGCAAUGGUUUGAGGACCUCACUGCCCUGGCUACGCUCAAAGGGCUUUCAUAUAGGUUUGAAUCUCACAUGGACAUCUAUUUGGACAUCUGAAGUGCUGAUUAAACUCAUAUGUUUAAUUUAAGAUUCACAUUGUGAUGGUCACAGUACUUGCAAUAUGAACUGAUGGUGAUUAGCAUUAUUUGAUGAUGAUGAAUACUUUUCUUAUAUUUUUCUUUCUCCUUCCAAUUUCCUAAUUUUUCUUUUCUCUUCCUCUCCAUAUUAAUAAAACAAAUAAGAAAAUGGGAUAGUGGAAACAAUGGACUCCUUAGUAUAAGAUGCAGGGCUCACAGCUUCUGAGCAUGUGCAAAAUGCCUUCUUGGCUUCAGGUUUAUGUGCUGCUAGGCCUCCCUCCGCCUCUCUCACCCCCAACACCCACCCUUUCAGGCUCUCUCCAGUCUCUGUGCAAAUGGAGCAGAUACGGUAACUAAGGAGGAGUCGGUUGUUACUAAGUGGGGGACCGACUGGAGAUAUACAGAGAGAUAACUAGAUCAUCCGUUGCUUCCAUCCAAGCCCUCCUUUAUCACAACUACAUAAAUUAGAAUGAAAAUUUAAUUUGGGGCUUUGAAAAAUUCAUGCACAGUCAAAGCAGCGAUGCCAAUCUGCUCCAAGUUUGAAUGUUUCCUUCGUACUAUGAAAGAGUGAAUGGAUCACAUGUUGGGUGUUGAUCCCUUGGGAGAGGAUUUAAAUAUUAACCCCUUAUAUAUUAACUUAAGAACUGGUGAGAUCAUUUGAUCCCUGAGAUUGUUAGCAGCAGCUCAUAAUCCCAUUCAUGAAGCCUGCUCAAUUUGUGAUCUGGCAAGUCAAACGCAGCCCACUUCUUGUGCCCAUUCUGAUACUUUACCAACGCCAGCAACACCAAUACCCUGCUGUUGCUGUUCACGGGGCUGGAGCAAUGCCCCGGAACUUCAUUUCUAGGUCCGAGUUUAGCAAACUUCACCAGCACCUCAAUUUUUUGGGAUUGUCUGGUCUUCUACUUGUGGUACUGCUCCUCUGGGGUUACUUUGUUUCAGCCGUGGGGAACCUGUGCUUCUCCUGAUACUGUUGGACUCCAGCUCCCAUUAUCCAUAGCCAGUAUGCCCAGGGAUGACGGGAUUUGUAGUCCACAAACAUCUGGAGGAUUACAGGCUCUCCAUUCCUGCUUUAUUUGCUUUUAGGGGUGUCAUUUUGGCAACUCUAACAUAAUUUGCUGUUGGAGUGGGGAAAGAAGGAUGUACAUCUAUGGACUAAUUGCUAAAAGAAUAUGACAUUUGUUUUAUAGGAACACAGGAAGCUGCCGUAUACAGAGUUAGAUCAUUGGUGCAUCUACCCAAGUUCAAGGUUUGGGUACUAACAUAUGCAGGCCCUAUGCAGCUCAGAACUAGGUUACUUGAGAGACUGCAAUGUAGAGGUGACCAUGGUCUUUGGGACUUUAAGCAUGGUUUGCUUAAAGUCCCCAAAAUAUUAGAAGCCUACUCCACAGUUUUCAGUGGCUGCCCCGUUCUGUGGAACAGCAGCCCUGCUGAGUUACACCAUAGGCACCCACUCUCUGGAAACAACCAAAGACAUGUUUGUUUCAACAAGCUUUUCCAGCUGGAUGAAAAGGUUUCUGACUUAGGUGUGAUUCCCCCCCAAAAAAACUAUCUAUAGCCAUUUUUAAUGGCAUGUUUGCAAAUUGCCUUCAGACAUAUGUAAAAGGUGAUUCAUUAAGUAACAACAGCAGCAACUCAGUACUUGAUGGCAAUACAUCUUCAGGUUUUUCAACAGGGAAUGGAGAUGCUGGGGUUCAAACCUGGGGAUCUUUCUGCAUGCCGAGUGGGUGCCCUACUAUUGGGCUCAGCUCUUCCUCAGCUCUUUGCAGAACCUGCUGUCAAUUUACAUUCCUUUAUGUUCUACUCAUCUAUUUCCAACCUACCUAGCAAAGAAAGGCACUCAAGACUCGUGUUUUCCUCACAAGCUUUUAGUUGCUGAUUGUCAUUAUGAUUUUUGAUAGGCUCCUGGUGCUGCUGUGUUCUUGUUCCGUUGAUGCUGCUAUUUAUUUCUGUACAGUGGACGCUCGGGUUGUGAACGUGAUCUGUGCGGAAUGCACAAUCGCAACCUGCAGCGUUCGCAACCCGCAGCUGCGCACGCGUGGGUUGCGAUUUGGCGCUUCUGUGCAAAGCGCGAUUAAGUGCUUCUGUGCAUGCGCGACUGCCAAAACCCGGAAGUAACCCAUUCCAGUACUUCUGGGUUUUGGCGGGUCCGUAACCCAAAAAAACGCAACCUGAAGCGUUUGUAACCAGAGGUAUGACUGUAUUUUAUUCAUUUCUGUUGCAUUACAUGGAGUUUGUUAGCCACUUUGAAUGUUUCCUAUAGACAAGAGGCUUGCCAAAGCCACUGAAAUAAACAGGCUCCUUGUAAACUGUCCCCUCUCUAACAGUAAAAUAGAGUGGCUGAGUGUGCCGAACGGCUAGUAAGCAAAACAAGGCCACCCAAAUUAAGGGGGCGGUAAAUACAAAGACAGAAGACUGGAAAUUUAAACAAAAAUGUGAGACUUCCCCAAACAGCCUGACAAGUAUUUCUGAACCAGCAGGUGUCAAACUGUGAUGUAUUAGUAGAGAAAAUAAAAUGAAAUGAAUGGGGUGGUUCGCUGCCUCUGAUGUAGACCAUGAUGAGCCAAGUGGACCAAUGGCCAUAGAGAAAGGGCCUUAACCAAGAGGUAGAGCCUCUGCCUUGCAGGCAGAAGAUCCUAGGUCCCUGGUAUCUUUAGGUAGGGCUGGGAGAGACUCCCUGCCUGAAACCCUGGAGAGCCACUGCCAGUCAGUGUGGGCACUUCAGAGCUAGAAUGCAAGAUCUGACGAAGUAUUAGGCAGCCUCUUCUUGUGCUUUCGUAGCUGGACUGCAGCUGCAGAAAGACAGUUAAAGGGAAGAUGUGAGCUUUGACUUUGGAAGUUUCCUUGAUAGUUUCUUCCUUUCUUUUUCUUUCCAAGAUUCAAUUAAUUGGAGCCCCCAGAGCAGAGAUUUCUCCCUCCCUGCACCGCCUUUCUUAGAAGGGUCACAUGGAGUACAGCUGCCCAGGGGAGGAAGGGGCGGGGGUGCCCACAAGUGCCCCCCCCUUGCAGGGGAAGCUGCUGUGGAGGAGCUGACAAGGCUGUCAGGGAGGCAAGCCCCCUCGGGAUCUCCCCCACUCCCAAUUUCCCUGCCUCUGUGCCCCUAAUUGGCUAAUUAGUGCUUGCUUUGUUUUGAGCUGGUGCUUUCGGAUGAGAGGCUGGGGACUCUCAGGGAAAGAGACAGAUUGUCACACUGCCCUCCCACACGUUUGAUCCGUCGCCUGGCCCUGCUGUGCAGAGCGCAGCAGCCGAGGAGUGUGGGGCAAAUGACAGCAGGGCCCAAGCCUCUUCUGCACAUGCAGUAGAAUAGUGUGGGGCAGUGGAGUGGUGGGACUGUAGAGUCCCAAGGGGAUGGAACAAACUGCGCCGCUUCAGGGUUCCUGACAGGGCCUCAAGUUCCUGCAUGCUCCCCUAUGCUACUCAAUGCUCCUCGCAAGUAGAAAAUUAGUGUGCCAGGGACAUAGCUGGGUUGGAUUCUAUUUCCCUGAGGCGCUAGCUUUUUUUACUUGCACUUUGGGUUUUUUUUGGGGGGGGUGGAGGUGGGGAAGAGGCAUUUCAAUAUAGCAACCCCCACUUACUGUGUGGAGCAGUAUAUAUAGUUCACCCCAUCAACUCAAUAAUUCCUCCAGCUCAUUCCGCCCCAUGUGUAGACAGGACUUCAGACAGCUAUCCAGGGCACUGACUGAGGUGAUAAUUCUUCCUUAGGAAGAACUCUGAGGUGAUAGGAUGUCUGAAUGCUUUGACAUGGUACGGCACUAAUGUGUCACUAUGUAAACCCUUUGCACCUCCUGAACAGGGACAGCUGAUAAAAUACGACUCAGGAGUCUAGUCACGCAAAACCACACGCUAACCAAAUUCACCCACAAAGAGCAUCCGGAAAGACCAUUUUAAGAGAGCACAAUAUAACACAAAGAGGUGGGGGGUCCUACCAGUGCCACCCACAGAACCCCCCUUUUUGUUUUAACAUUGAGCUUGCUGGAAACCACAAGAGGGGAGAGUGCGCUUGAGCUCAGGUCUUGCUUGUGCGUUUCCCACAGGGGCCUCUGGUGGGCCAUUGUGAGAACAGGAUGCUGGACUACAUGUGCCAUUGGCUUUGUUCCUGCAGGAAGUUCUUAUGUCCCUUUUAUUGUGCAUUAACAAUGAUUUGUUCUCGAGAUGCUAUCAGAGGGGUCAAACAUGAUCGCGCUUUCAGUAUUAUUUGCACCUGUAAAUGUUUGGGGGCAAUCACACUGCUUCAGUGCAUAUCCCAUUAACUUCCGGCUUGAAUUUUUCAACUUUUCAUACUACAAAAGUUCUGGUUUAUUUUCAUCCCGCUUUUGUUGUAUCACAGCCCCUCUGGUGCUAGCAUAGAGGAAGUGUUGCAGGACAAAUGAAAGCUAUUCCAUACCUGCCUGCUCAGAAGAAAACCCCAUUAAAAGCCAAUGUGGUGGCUAGAGUUCAAAAGCAGGGCAGUGGAAACCCAGAUUCCCAUUCAGUCAUUAACCUCACUGGAUGGCAGGGCCAUCAGCAGUGAGGGCAAGCGCACUGUGGCAGAGAUGCAAGAGCAGGGCCGGGUGGGGCGGAUCUGCUACCCAAGGCAAAUGGCUUCACCUCGCCUUGUGGGAUGCCCCUGCUGGAUAAUACAUAUACAGUACACUGUGGACUUGAUGCAACACAGCUUGCCCAGCAAAAUGCACUCCCCCUGGGGAUUCGUCUGACCCUCCCAAGCAAAUUGAGGGUGGCUGGGGUGGGGGGAGCAUGAAGGGAAAUCCCAUUGCACUGGCUUCUGCUAGUGCAAUGAUUUACUUGAAUACAGCCCCAAUACAUUUAAUGCACAUGGUUUCCCCCCAAGGAAUCCUGCAAACUUAAGUUUACCCCUCACAGAGCUACUGGCCCUGGCACCCUUAAAAAACUAAAGUUCCCAGGAUCUUUUAAAGAAGCCAUGUGUUUUAAAUGUAUGGUGUGUACACAACAACUGAACCUACCUCACAGGGUAGUUGUGAAGACAGAAUGUUGAGGGAGGAGAACCUUUGUUUCACUGGAUGAAAGCUGUAAAUAUAAGAAUGACAGGCUUUGGAAUAGAGACACAGAGGAUUGCAGCCUUUGGCAGCCUUAGCCCAUUAACCAUAGUUUUCAUUAAUCAAACCUGUCUAAGGUUGUGUUUGAUUUAAACAAUAAGAGGGUGUCUGCCAUCCACUAAUUUACAAACAAAAGAAAAAUAAAUAACUUUUUUAAAAAUGCAAAAAUAAAACAUCUGCUGUCCUAGCAAAAUAUUAGAUCAAAAUAUUUAACCGUCAACCAGUCUCAUAGAUACAUUCAUUCUACGUUGCAACUUCCUUAAAAUAAACAGGGAAGUCAAACUGCACAUUGGUUGGUGAAAAGCCUUCUACGACCUGUAGUCCGAUUUUUUGAACAACUCCCAACAGGCGCUGUAAACACAGCCAAUAGGCAUUAUAGUAACGGUAGUCCGAAAGGUCUGGUGAUCGCUACGAUAAGGAAGGCUCCACAACCCGAUGCACGUUUCACCGGGGAGUCAGACCCACUAAACUCAGCGGGGCUUACUCCUGAAUAGACACGUAUCGGAUUGCACUCUGAUGUUGCGAUCCUAUGCACGCUUCCCAAGAUUAAGUCCCACAGGAUUCCCAUGGGGCUUAAAGCUGAGUAAAUAAUUGCAGCCUCACUACCAAAAUAAAUAAGGAAGUUCAUUUGCAAAUUUAUACAGAUGUACUGUAAUUGGUGAAAACCCUGUGAUCAAUAGACUUCACUCACAACCUUAUCCAUUUCAUUACUUUCUCUCUCCCCCCCCACUUUUUUUAGUAAAUAAGACAUAUACAUCGCUCAAUUAAACAAACAAACCUCCAGGCGGUUUAUAUAAAAUCUAAAAUAUUCAUAAUAAUAUGCCGAUAAAACCAACACUUUCGAAACGAAACUCAGUGGGAUUUUAUCUUUCAGCAGGCACGUAUCCGAUUGCAUUAAAACGUAGAUAGCCCUGUCGACCCGUUAGAAAUAUUAGAUAUCAUCUGAAUUAUGGAAACAAUUCAGUAAGGUGGUGGUACGUUUGCACUGCGAGGCUGUGCGAUAGGGAAAUGACUUAAUAGCGGCGCCGCGGAGAAGAGGUUCCGAGGCUCAGCCAGCUCCGCCCGGCGGAGCCCCGGUUCCAGCGGCCGUUUCGGGCUCGGCUCCGCUUCCUCUCGGGUCGGCCUGGCCUCCUCCUCCUCGAGGGCCGCCAAUGAGCGCCGGCGGGAGAAGCGCGGCGGCCAAUGGAGCUGCGGCAGGAAGCGAGCGCCACGGCCGGGGAAGGAGGCGGCGGCCAGGCAGGGCGCACGGCGGCGGCGCGCCGGAUCAAGUUCAAGCAGGGCGGGCGGGCGGCCUGGCUCGGUGGCGGCGGAGGUGAGUCGGGGGUCGGGGAGCGGCGUCGGGAGCAGGAGGGGAAAGCAGCCGGCGCCCUCCGUGCGCACUCGCGUUGGACCCAGGCUUAGGGUCCCCGGCCAGGUGUCUCCUAGUUCCGGGGUGCGCAGGGUGGGGGACCUGAGUGUGCUGAAGCCCAAGGAGGUUUUGUCUGCCGCUCCCAUGGCAUCGCUGUGGCCCAAUAGCGAUGGGAAAUAGUUGGGCCUUAGGAGUUUGGCGAGACUCGAGUCGGUGGGUGUCUCGGAGGUGAGGUGUGUGCAGGGCCGGAUUUAGGUUUGAUGAGGCCCUAAGCUACUGAAGGUAAUGGGGCCCUUUAUAUGUCCAGCUGUCCUUUGUUAACAACAGAUUGCCGCUGUUUUUUGUGUUGAAUAUGCUAUGUGGUAAUUUAGGGACCUAAUAGGUAUCUAAAGCCAUUUGCACAUAACAAAAUACGUUAUCAAAGUAAUUUAGGGAGCAGGCUAGCAGGCGGGGCCCAUUACUUACAUCAUAGGAGCCUACACAACACAAAACACUGUUGCUGUAUGUAGGUUUUAUUUUAUUUGCUUUUUAUCUUAUAUUUUGGAAAUGUACAUCCAGGUUUUUUCCCCUUUAAUUUUUUUGGGGCCCCAAGAGAGUGGGGUCCUAAGCUAUAGCUUGUUUAGCUUAUAUGGAAAUCCAGCACUGGGAGUGUGUGUAGGGGAGGUGGAUUCAGAUGGCGCUGAAACACUUUGGAAGUGAGCAAGAAGCUCCUCUGCUGACCUUGUCAAGUCCUUUCUCCUCCCCUGCAGGGACAACUGCAGGGUUGGGGUUCCCCUCCUCCCCGCUUCCCACCCAGAAGUCCUGGGGUGGAUGAGGUUGGACUGGAAACCCCUCACUCCUGUGGCUCAGAAGCCUGGCCACUUUAAUCUGGCAACCCUGAGAGAUCGUUGGAUUGAAGAAUGAUUUUAACUGUAGCUGCUUUUUUUAAUAGAAUAUUUUAACUGUUCUAGAAUGCCCUUUGCCUUGUUUUUGUAUUGUGUGCCUCCCUUGGGGAGGAAGGGCAAGAUAAUAAAUUCAGUAAAUAAUACCACAAGUGCAUUUAAAGUGCUAUGAUGCCACUUUUUAUUUAAAAAGUUAUGGCUUCACCCAAAGAAUUCUGGGAAUUGUAAGGAGUUGUUAGGAGAUCUCAAUCCCCCCCCCAUUCCCCCCACAUAGCUGAAAUUCCUAGAGUUCCCUUUGAAGAGGGAUUGACUGUUAAACUGCUCUGGAAAUUGUAGGUCUUUGAGGGGAAUAGGGGGUCUUCUGGCAACUCUUAGCACUCUUCAAACUACAGCUCCCAUGAUUCAUUGCAGGGAGCCAUGACUGUUUAAAGUGUAUCAUAGUGCUUUAAAUGUGUAGUGUGAAUGUGGCCCCAGAGUUAUCUGGAAGGAAAGGCCUUCUACUGAAACAGUGAGCCUUGACUCAAGUUAAGGGGAAGAAUCCUGAUAAGCCUUAGUAGGACAGAGUUCGCUACCCUAAUGUAAACUUGUGGAAAUCAAUUCAACUCUGUCCCACAAAACUGUAGAGUGCUUAAAUUUUUGGUGGUAAAUAUUUUACUCCUAAACAGUAAAUUUCUUUGGUUAAGUAAGCAUGUUGCUGCCGCCUUCUAGGGGAAUCCUAAACUGGCAGAGUUGAGAACCAGUGUAAGCUACCAAAAGAUCUAAUCAAGUGUGUGUGUGUGUGUGUGUGUGUGUGUGUGUGUGUUUGAUUGAUACUUGAGGAUUAACAUAUCUGAAUGUGUGAACAGCCUUCUUGAGAAGAGGUGGGGUUGGCCAGGGGCCAGCCAGAUGCUUCAGACCAGCCCAGAAGGAGGGCAGGAAGAUGCAUUGAACAGCUUCUGUAUGUUUGUGAAUUACGAGUUAUGCUGGAGAUGGUAAUUCUGCUCUAGAUAAAUAAAUUCAUUUUUAUUUCCAGCUCUUUGCAAACUGCGAGGCCAGGGUGGGUGACAGCACUUCAAACAGUGAUCCAGUAAAAACAACAAGAGAGUCUUGUGGCAUCUUAAAGGCUUAAUUGUAUUAUCAGUCUCAAUUAUCUGAGUGCCAGAUAGCCAUACAGGCAAAUGACACCAUCCACAUGCAAGACGGAGGGACUAAGUUUUCAGAAGAACAAAAAAAAUAGAGGGGAAAAACCAUGGGGAACGCCCCCCCCCCCCAAGUAGGGCUGAACAUGCUCAGUGGGCAUGGAAUGCUGGCUGACCAUUGAGGGUGGAAAACUGUAAAGGAGUGGGGAUAGAAUAUCCUGGAAGAAGAUGUAGCUCUCCACAGUGCAACCUUUUGUUGCAGGUUCAUUUGUAGAGUUAAUUUUUUUAAGGAGCAAUCAGGCUGUCCUUGUUUGUCCUACUCCUCUGGAAUCCAGCUCUGACCAUAAAAAUACCCAGUGAUCUCUGAAAAUGGCUGCUCAGCCCCUGCUAUUAAAAGCCAGCACCAGGAGUACCACCAAAAAGUAUUCGUAGAAAUUGCUUAAGCUCUGAUUCCUUUUACGUCUCAGAAGACAGGAUCUGGUAAGAACGCUUAACUCACAUGCUCUCCUUUCAUGUCCGCAGGACCCGCAGGAGCCAUGUGGCCAGUUCUGUGGGCAACAGUGCGGGCCUACGCCCCUUACGUCACCUUCCCUGUGGCCUUUGUGGUUGGGGCGGUGGGCUACCACCUUGAGUGGUUCAUCCGUGGCCAGCCACCCCCUCAGCCACCUGAGGAUGAGAAGAGCAUCUCGGAGAGGCGCGAAGACCGCAAGCUUCAGGAGAGUGCAGGAAAGGACCUCACCCAGGUGGUCAGCCUCAAGGACAAGCUGGAAUUUGCUCCCAAAGCUGUGCUCAACCGGAACCGUCCUGAGAAGAACUAG